AUGUCACUGGCUCAGGCCAAAGAAAGAGCCCGUCAGAAACGAGCCGCCAAGAAAGCCCCGUCCAUGGACUGGAGCAAGAGGAACGAACUGUUCGAGUUGGACCUGGGAGGAGAGCUCGCCGGCGAGUGUCUGGUGGCACUUGGUACAUGGGAAUUGGAAGGGCACAGUCCGAAAGAUCUGGGGCCCACCACUAGCAGGGAUCGGCAUUGGGGUCAGGUGCAAUGUGAGCUGGGCAGGAGCGCUCCGUUACGACUGCACAGGCAGAGACCCUCCUCUGCUGGUUUGGACCUGGCUGAGUUUCACACUGUCCUCCCCACACUGGAGGUCUGGGCCCAGCAGAUCCGCCUCCUGAAGGAUCUGCAAAGGGCUUUAAAUCAGUUGGCUGCCAGACUGAUGCCCUGGCAGCCAUGUGAUGGCGGCCAUAAUGCUGCAGAAGCAGUAACAGUGGAGGACAUGCUGUUGCUGGUGGACACCAUGCUGGAAAACACCUCAGCUGAUGAUGACAAGGUGCUCAGCAGUCCCACUCGAUACACUCUGGGCUCCAUGGUGUGUCAAUUCCAGAAGCUGUUUGACGUGACCUCCCAGGUCUACAGCAGGCUGGGAGACACGAGCAACACCAUGAGGAACCUCCGAGAUGUUCUGCAGCUCGACAGCAGGGUUCCUCCUGCUGAGGUGGUGAACCGGGUGGCCAGACUGGUUUCCUCCACCGCACACCAAGAUGUGCUGGGAGAUGCUGAUAUCGACAGAAUCAUCAUCAAAGUGAAGCAGCAUGAGGCGUUCUUCCCUGCUUUCCACGCCCUCAUUAUGGAUAUUUUACAGACUCUGGGAGUGAGUCAGCUGGACGACAUCCUUCCAGCUCUGAAGUGUUUGAAGCAAACAGCACAAUGA
Messenger RNA from Anarrhichthys ocellatus (wolf-eel), 888 nucleotides. RefSeq names its product centrosomal protein of 70 kDa-like. The record is from RefSeq and is a predicted model, not a curated record. Gene Ontology annotation, cellular component: centrosome. NCBI's taxonomy places the organism in Eukaryota, Metazoa, Chordata, Actinopteri, Perciformes, Anarhichadidae. Gene Ontology annotation, molecular function: gamma-tubulin binding. Gene Ontology annotation, biological process: regulation of microtubule cytoskeleton organization; cilium assembly.